AUGGGAACGAACACCAACAGCGGCGGCAGCAGCGACAGCUCCAGCAGCAGUAAGGACGACGUGCAGCAACAACGAUGGCGGCAGCUCCAGGUGGUGGCGAAGGCGGCAGCUGCCGUCGAGGUCUUCAUCGUGGCCGUCCAUGGAGGUGAAAGUCCUGGAACUUCUCUGAUUUCGCUCCAGCUAACGCCUCAAAAUUGUUACCAGUGGUCGCACGACAUGUGGAGAGCACUGAGAUCGAAGAAUAAGGUGAAGUUCCUUGAUGGAUCGAUUCCGAAACCGACCGAAGGCGAUCCUACUUUCGAAGCAUGGGAUAGGUGCAAUAAUUUUCUUCUCUCUUGGAUUAACCUCUCUCUCAGUCCUGAGAUCGCUAAAAGCGUGAUGUGGAUUAGUUCAGCUCCAGAUUUAUGGAACGAUUUGAAGCAUCGUUAUUCGCAUGGAGAUGUUUUUCGAGUAGGUGAGUUGAAAGAGGAAUUCUAUGCGCUCAAACAAGGUGAUCUCUCUGUCACCUCUUAUUUUACUAAGCUGAAGGCUAUUUGGGAAGAAUUAGAAAAUUUACAUGCCAUCCUUAAUUGUGUUGCUUGUGAACGACAGUUGAAUUGUGAGUUGUCUGAUAGCAAAAUUGUGACUAAUUCUUUGGAAGUGCAAGCCUCAGCUGGAGGUGGUUCUUUCCCAGCGAGAGGCAGAGGUCGUGGGAGAAGUACAGGUAGAGGAGGCACUCAGAAAUCCUAUGGUCGAGGAUACACUUCUAAGAUUUGUAGCUACUGUAAUCGAAUUGGUCAUUUAGCAGAAACUUGCUACAAGAAAAAUGGUUUUCCUGCUCACUUAAAACAACGAGUAGCUAAUCAAAUCAGCACUGAAGGGACAGUUGAGAAUUCUAGUGCUGAGAUCACUGAUUCUGGCUCAGAUGAAAAGAGUAAUGAUACAGUACUUGUGUUAACUCCAGAUCAGAAAGAAACUUUACUGGCCCUCCUCUAA
Molecule: messenger RNA, 975 nt
Organism: Arachis ipaensis
Lineage: Eukaryota; Viridiplantae; Streptophyta; Magnoliopsida; Fabales; Fabaceae
Source: RefSeq, a predicted model, not a curated record